This is a messenger RNA of Helicoverpa zea (corn earworm), 1511 nucleotides long. It is a transcript of the gene Dhod, whose product is annotated as dihydroorotate dehydrogenase (quinone), mitochondrial. The coding region runs from base 157 to 1332 and encodes 391 amino acids. The record is from RefSeq and is a predicted model, not a curated record. NCBI's taxonomy places the organism in Eukaryota, Metazoa, Arthropoda, Insecta, Lepidoptera, Noctuidae. Gene Ontology annotation, cellular component: cytoplasm; mitochondrial inner membrane. Gene Ontology annotation, molecular function: dihydroorotate dehydrogenase activity. Gene Ontology annotation, biological process: pyrimidine ribonucleotide biosynthetic process; 'de novo' pyrimidine nucleobase biosynthetic process. The transcript has 5 exons.
AUUAGAGCUUGAUAAACGUCAGUGUCAAACUGAUCCAAGAUCUGUGUUUUGUCUUUUGGUACGCGAAAUAUUUGCGUUGAGCCGUGACGAUAGAAUUUAUCUGGUUAUCAAGACCUGAAAUAACUUAUACAUGCACAGAAUUAUUACCUAACAAAAAUGAGCGCAAAAAAAGACGCAAUAAAAAAACUGAAGUCAUUAUGUUCCUUAACUAUUGGUGGCUCUUUGGCAUAUCAGUUCAUUUAUUACAAAAAGGAUUUUAAUGGGUAUUACACAAAUGUUUUGCAACCAAUCAGCCAAUAUAUUAGCCCUGAGUGGGCACAUAAUCUUGGAGUAGCAGCUAUAAAAUAUGGUUUAUUCCCUUCUGAGAAAACUGAUGACCCACAAGUAUUGAAAACUAAAUUCCUCAAUUAUGAAUUAAACAACCCCAUUGGCAUUGCUGCAGGAUUUGACAAACAUGGUGAUGCUGUUGUAGGUUUGAGAAAGUUAGGUUUCUCUAUUGUGGAGAUUGGUUCAGUCACUCCUGAAGCGCAACCUGGGAACCCAAAACCAAGAGUGUUUCGUCUGCCUGAAGAUAAAGCAGUCAUUAACAGAUAUGGUUUCAAUAGUGAAGGUCAUGAGGAAGUUUAUAAGAAAAUAGACACAAUUGAAAAAGCACUGCUUGAUAAAGGAUUAUUGGGAAUUAAUUUGGGAAAAAAUAAAUUAUCUGAAAAUCCUAUUGAGGAUUAUGUUUUAGGAAUUAAAAAAUUCUCUAAUGUAGCUGACUAUUUUGUUAUUAACAUCAGCAGUCCUAACACUCCAGGACUAAGGUCAUUACAGAAGAAAGAGGAACUAUAUCUUCUGCUCAAAGAAAUCAAUAAAGCCAGAAAUGAGAUGAAGAUUGCUAAGAAACCUCCUUUGCUUCUGAAACUAGCACCUGAUCUAAGUCAAGAAGAAAUGAAGGAAAUUGUUUCAGUAAUUUUGAAGAGUGAAAGUAAGGUUGAUGGCUUGAUAAUAUCAAACACUACAAUUGACAGAUCACAACUCCAGAAUACUCAGUUCACUAAAGAAGCAGGAGGUCUAAGUGGUAAACCACUUACUGAGAAAUCCACAGAAAUGAUAAAGCAUAUGUAUAAAAUGACAAAAGGUAAAGUACCGAUUGUGGGUGUAGGUGGAGUUUUCACAGGUCAAGAUGCCUAUGACAAGAUUUUGGCAGGAGCAAGUGCUGUUCAAAUAUACACAGCUUUAAUUUACCAUGGACCACCAGUUGUCACCAAAAUCAAAAGUGAAUUGGCAGAACUCCUGGAGCGUGAUGGGUAUAGCAAUGUCAAUGAAGCUGUCGGCAAAGGAAACUGAUAUGAGUUUCAAUAUGCACAAGUUGAAAACAAAAAUACUACCUCACUGUUCAAGUUUGUAUUUAAAGUUUGUUCAUUCAAUUUUAUAUAUAGAAUACAAAAACAUAUUUUACAUUGUUAUAUUGUGUGUAAAUUUUCAAAAUGAUGUUAGGUAAGUAGAUAAAAUGGCAUGACUUUUCA